This is a messenger RNA of Corylus avellana, 2248 nucleotides long. RefSeq lists its product as uncharacterized. Lineage: Eukaryota; Viridiplantae; Streptophyta; Magnoliopsida; Fagales; Betulaceae. The record is from RefSeq and is a predicted model, not a curated record.
AGCACGAUAAAUCGGGCGAUCCCUGUUCUGCUUAUCGUGGCGAGUAUACGUGUAGCCCCGACAAACUUUUGAGACUAGAGACAAUGUCCAAAUACGUUUCGUUGUUUUGCAUUUCGCCUUAAUAGCCCCAAAUCCCCUUUGCAAAUCUUGACCUUCCAACAAACCCUAAAACCCCAAAUUUGAUCUGACCCACAUCGAUUCAAGGGUACAGAGAAGAGAGAAAAUGUCUGAGGAGGAAGGAGAAGAAGUGGGUACGAAGAAGAGGAGGAGUGCCCGGAUAUUGGAAUUGGAGGAAGAGAAGGAGAAGAAGAAGAGCAGAAACAAGGACCAAGAAGAGGCCAAAGCCAAAUCCAUAUCCGAGGAGGAGGAGCAGCAUGAGGGGGGCCCUGAAGAAGACCAUGAGGAGAUGGAGGAGCAAUGUCCAAGUACAACGGGAGCAGCAGGAGAGGCACCCACUGUUGAAGAGGGAACACUGGAAGACGUGGCUGUUACUUUUGUUGCUUCCCCAUGUCAACAGAACAUUAUGGAUGCAUCCCAGCAGGGUCAUAUGGACACUCAGUCUGACCAGCCACUUACUGACUCUUCCAUGCAUACGCCCUGUCCUGCGAAGUCAUCAGAGCCAUCAGAGCUCUCAGUGGACACGCUAACACCAUCAGAAACGUCCUCUUCUAUCAGAAAGAAAGGACGAGGGCCUGCAAAAGGCUUGAAGUUGGCUAAGAGAGCACAAGAAACAAGUGAUGGAAAGUUGGAUAUUGAGUUCUCAGACAUGUCUGAUUCAGCAGUGGGGCCAAAUCAGCGGAUGUUUGUGGAUGAGGUGGUCCAACAGAUGAGAGUGCAUACACCACUUAAUGUUAAGAAGUGGGCGGAAGUACCACAGGAGGCCAAAGAUAACAUUGUUUCAGGUGUGUUGCGCCGGUGGAGAAUCCCGGAUUCACCCUUGCGAAGAGCCAGCAUAUUAAAGUUGGCAAAUCGGAGAUACCGGGGUUGGCGAGCAAAACUCUCCAAGGACUACAGUAAGUAUGAUAAUGAUGAGGACCGCAGGCAGAACCGGCCUAAAGAGGUCUCAGAGAAGCAAUGGGAGUCUCUUAUUACGUACUUUGGUACUGAUGAAUUUAAGACCAUUAGUGAUAGAAAUAAAGAAAAUCGAUCAAAACAAAAGACGGGCAAAAUCACCGGCAGCAAGUCUUUUGCGGCUGUGAGUUACGAUGCACGGGAUCCUGUGACCGGUCAGCAGCCUAACGAAUACAGGACAUGGCUUCUGUGCCAUCGUCAUCCUGAUGGAUCAUGGAGUGAUGAAACUGCACGACAGAUUUACGAGCGAGUUACCGAGUUAAUUACUCAGCAGUCACAGCAAGAGGGGGAGCCGCUAUCGCCAUCAAAUGAGGAUGAAUUGUUUCAGUCGGUACUCGGUUCCAGACCAGUCCACCUACGAGGCCAGAGACGUGGGUUGAGCCAGGCGCAGAAACUGGCAACUGUUGAGGUUCAAAUGGAGCGUGAUGCCCUUGAAGAGAAGCUUGGCGAGAUGAAGCAGAAGUUGCAGGAGGAAAGUGCAGCACGGACCGUGAUACAGGCACAACUUCAGGCGGAGAGUGCAGCACGUGCUGAGAUGGAGGCACGAUUGCAGGCAGAGAGUGCAGCACGGACAGCGAUGGAGGCACGACUGCGUGCAGAGUUUAUGGUUGCCCUUGAUAGCAUACGAUCUCAAGCUUCUUCUAGCAGUAAACACAAUCAGCAGUGAAGGAAAGCGCCACGGUUUCAAGUUUAAUUACCUGAGGAGUUCCUCUUCGCUUCACCCGCACUUGGGCUUUAUGGAAACCUCUACAUGGGCAAGCCAGCUUGUGUUUUUUUUACUGCUAUUCCUGGUACGUAGCCCAAUCAUAGAUGUAGGCCUCCCUGGCCAAGCUUUAAGUUACUACAUGUGUAGGAACUCUUAUCAAAGUUUAUUAAUGCAGUAUAUAUGUUGUAUGAACUGUGAGCACAUUCAGUGUAUAAUUGCAGUCUUGUUGUUCUGGAAAAACUCUGUGCAUAUCUGGUUGAGUGCUAAGCUUGUAGUAUGGAUGGAACAAUUUUCAUUCUUAUGCUGGUAAACUUGUAUAAUCAGGAUUCAGGAGGCUUUUGGAGCCUUAAAAGUGUAUCCUUUGAGUGAGUGAAUGCUUGCAACUUAUGCUAUUGGGGUCAUAUACUGAUGUGUAAACAAGAGAUAAACGGUACUGCUGCCCUAGCUUUCAAUUUUUACAAACAAUGGAUA